UCUAGAAUAUCCGGGGGCCCAACUGGAAAAUUCGCAUCGUCUUCCUCCUCUGUUCGUAAAAAGAAAAUUUACGCUCAUCAGCGAGCUUUUCUCCAUCUCAAAUGCAGCGAAUUCAACGAACCAGAACCCUAACCCUAAAAAGCUCACUUCUUUUUCGCCCCAAAUCCCGAGGCCCUUACGACCCCCCGUUCUCCCCGAUCUCCAAACCCCCCAAAAACCCUAACCCUAAAAAACCCCCAGCUCCCUCUAAAUCCAAGCCACCCCUGAUCAAAUCUGACAUCCCCUUCGAUUUCCGAUACUCCUACUCCGAAUCCGACCCGAAUGCGGAAGCAAUUGGGUUCAGAGAACCGCCUCGGUUCUCUCCGUUUGGGCCCGGUCGACUGGACCGGAAAUGGGACGGAGUUAAGGCGAGUUGCGAUGAGGAGAUUGAGAAAGAUAGGGUUUUGAGAGAGAGGGAGGAGAGAUUGGGGGAGCCGUUGACGGAGGGGGAGGUCGCCGAGCUCGUGGAGAGGUAUCGGAAUAGUGAUUGCUCUCGGCAAAUCAAUCUAGGGAAGGGUGGCGUAACACAUAACUUGCUAGAUGAUAUCCACAACCACUGGAGGAGAGCUGAAGCCGUGAGAAUUAAGUGUCUUGGAGUACCAACUCUUGACAUGGACAACAUUUGCUUCCACCUCGAGGAUAAAACAGGUGGGAAAAUCAUUUAUCGGAAAAUUAAUAUUAUACUUUUGUAUCGUGGUCGAAACUAUGAUUCUAAACAAAGGCCUGUCAUUCCUUUGAUGCUAUGGAAACCAUUGGCACCAAUUUAUCCAAGGCUGGUUAAAAAUGUAGCUGCUGGUCUGACCUUUGAGGAGACAAAGGAAUUGAGAAAUAGAGGCUUAAACUCUCCAGCUUUGAUGAAGCUUACAAGGAAUGGUGUAUAUGUCAAUGUGGUGCAGAGAGUCAGGGAGGCCUUCGAAUCAGUGGAGGUUGUAAAACUAGACUGUUCCCAUGUUGAAACUAGUGACUGCAAGAAAAUUGGCGUGAAGCUCAGAGAUUUGGUGCCUUGCGUUCCUCUUCUGUUUAAAGAUAGUCAGAUUGUAAUCUGGAGGGGCAAGGAUAGUCAAGAUGGUGCCUUGCGUUCCUCUUCUGUUUAA
Asparagus officinalis (garden asparagus) is the source of this 1133-nucleotide messenger RNA. RefSeq names its product CRS2-associated factor 2, mitochondrial-like. Gene Ontology annotation, biological process: Group II intron splicing. Gene Ontology annotation, molecular function: RNA binding. The record is from RefSeq and is a predicted model, not a curated record. The transcript has 5 exons. NCBI's taxonomy places the organism in Eukaryota, Viridiplantae, Streptophyta, Magnoliopsida, Asparagales, Asparagaceae. The coding region runs from base 102 to 1133 and encodes 343 amino acids.